Molecule: messenger RNA, 11936 nt
Organism: Acanthopagrus latus (yellowfin seabream)
Lineage: Eukaryota; Metazoa; Chordata; Actinopteri; Spariformes; Sparidae
Product: double-stranded RNA-specific editase B2-like
Exons: 10
Coding region: 4170-6401 (743 amino acids)
Biological process (GO): adenosine to inosine editing; RNA processing
Cellular component (GO): nucleolus; cytoplasm
Molecular function (GO): double-stranded RNA binding; tRNA-specific adenosine deaminase activity; double-stranded RNA adenosine deaminase activity
Source: RefSeq, a predicted model, not a curated record
UUAAAACUGAUCAAAAUAACCGAAUAGAUUAUUUUGCAGCUGCGUUCUUCCUGCUUGUUCCAUACGUCUUGACGUGAAUGCGUAGUGACAUGUGUUUCUCCACUUUACCAAAGAUGGAGGCAUCCAGGGUGAAGUGGUAAACAGCAAACUGUUUGUUUUUAAUGAAAAACUCAACAAUGUUAGAUACCCAUCUUCAGAACAGGAAGCUGAUCAAACACGAGCCAGCAGGGAUCUUUACAACAGCCGACAGUGGUGUCGUACAGCUUUUGUUGAAAGCUGCUCCACAUAGUCACUGUAAAUAAUAAAGCUGUUGUCCAGAAUGCAAGCGACAAAACUGACAAACACACACUGAGGCAAAUCCAAAAGAGAACCAAAGGAAAAAUGCAAAAACUAAAGAAGAAAAAGAAGAAAACUGAAGCUCAGCGGUCCAAAAACACAAGGAGCAAACAGAGAGAGAGGGCCAAGAGAGAAGGAGAGACAAGGAGUUAAAUACACAAGAGAGGGAAGAUUAAUAAGAGACAGCUGAAACUAAAAGGGCAAUCAACAACGGCAGGAACACGAUGAAGUGGAGAGUAAAACACGAUCAACCAAACGUUAUAUUCAAUCAAAUCAAAUAAUCAACCAAGAUGCUGAAAACUGGACAAACCGGACGCGAAGGCCAAUAAAAAUCAAAGUGGACUGAGAGGAACAGAGAGCUCAAGAGACAGGAAAUCGUAAAUAUGUUAAUUCUGCGAUCCGACACAAACGUCCAGGCGAACCAGCAAUGUGCCUUCAUUUAUGGUGAACAUACAGCCGAGUGCAGACGCUGUGGAGACGCCUCCAGGCUGCAGCAGCAGCUCCUUACACUGGAACAGUGAGAUGGAUCUAAUGUACAGUAUAAUGUUUGGCCUCAGGAGAGCUCGGGGAAGCUGCUGUGUCCUAUUUGCUGCGAUGCUGAGCUCAUUUUGGAGAGCAGUUCAUUCUGCCUGCCCCGUGGGAUCUUAGCCACAGGCUGGAAUACAGUACAAUCUAUCUGUUUUUCAUCAGACGCAGUAAUAGCCUCUCUGUUGUGUCUGCGUGAUGCUACUUUAUCUCACCUCAACAGUUCGGAUGUCUGGAAACAGCAGGCGGCGAUGAUGGACAUGUUUUUAUUUCUCGCUGUAAUGUUUUGUUUGUAUCACAUGGAUGCACAUUUCUCUGCAGGUUCUUCACCUUCACAUGAUGUCGGGGUUAGGGUUAAGUACCCAGAGACUUAAAACUCCAGGAAAGUUUGAGAAACAAGGAGUCAUCGGAGCUUUUACAUACAGCUUUAUAUUUUUAGGAGGCAUUCUGAUGUUCUACGAACCGACAGAAGUUGUUGUUCUUGUUUGUGUUAGCUGCUAACUGCCGCUAGCUGCUUUUUAAAUCUCCCUGUUGUGGGAGACGCACACGCAACACGUGUACACAGUAACAGAUAAAUCUUUGUUAAUAACUUUGCUCCACCGACCCUCCAUCCUGUCUUUGUACCUUGUGUUCAGAACGGACAGGCGUAAUAAAUCCACUGUCAUGUGAUAUCAUAAUAAUAUUCUGUUCCUGUUUGCUUUCUUUCGAUAUGAGCGAAGGGGCAAACAAAACUUUGGCGAAAAUCCGGCGGCGAAGCAAAACCACAGAGUUCAGGCAGUCAUUUAAGUGCUUUUAUGGAUCUGCAGUUUAUGAGCUGUUGUUUCCAGGUAAACACACCGACCUCUUCAACCUCCGUCCUGUCGCCGGCUGCUCCUCUCGGGGUUAUUAAGCACCCAGAGUCAUUCUCAGCGGUGUCUUAGUGUCUCUGUGCUCGUUGGACAGAGCAGACAGGCUGGUCUCCUGGUCUCUCCGCUCUACCAAACAAACCCCGAGUUUCCAAACCACCUGCAAGAAAAACAGACGUACCACCAGAAAGCCAGUGAACGUACGGUGAGGAAAAAUCAUUCUGGCUUGCUAGUUCUUGUCUCGUGUGUGAUCUUGGUGGUCCAGUCUGGUUCUGUGCACUUUAGGGGGAACUUAGAGAUAUGUGGACACAAGAGGACAACCAAGAACAGGUUGUGGUCAAGAGCCCUCUUGUUGUCCAACCAAUUAGUUUCUAAUCAUUUUUAUCUGUUUUUCGAUGUGACAAAGACCGUCCAUCAAUUAAACUUUACCGCUUUUCUGACUUUCUGAAUGUUCACAGCACAAAUUUCCAAAUGUCAGCCUCAUGGCAGCACAGGAGCAAAGGUCAGGUGAUCUCCUCAGGUUGUGGGAUUAUCUGAAUGUCAGUUCAUCCUUCCUUCAUCUCAGUCACUUUACAAAUCCAACUCUCCUGCACACGCAUGUCUGUGAUUUUAAUUCAAAUCCCUCACACCUCUCCGGCAACAGAAUAAUCCUCCAAGAGAAAGUCGACUCAGUGCGGGAGAGACACAGCUGCCUGCAGUUUAUUCCUCCUUUCACUCUGCUGCGCUCAGAUCUACUUACAACACAAGAUGAUUGAGGGCACGUGAUAAGAACCUGUGGAUAAUCGUACCAGAGCGCGGCGGCAGAGCUUUGCGAGUCGGUGAGGUGAAAUUCUACAAGAAACGUGAAUCCCAGAGGCUCAACACGAUCCAUACAGCACACCUGGAGACAAACAAAGAGCUGCAGCGUCUCGCUAAUCCUCUGAAGAGGGAGUCAGUCACUGGAAACCUGCAAACCGAGAGGCCAGAGAGGAGGGGGGAGAUGAAAUGUGAUGAUAGCAACGAUAAAAUGAUGCUAGGGAGAAAAAAUGAGGGAGCGAUUUGCAUCUCAGUUUGGAUCUAAGACGGGCAGAACAUGAGUUUGAGGAAGGUGACUGGCAGGGAUUAAACAGCUGCUGUUAAUUGGAAGUAAAGGUGACGAGGGGGGAUUAUGUUAAAUCUGUAUUAUGAUGCAAAAUAGUGACGUGAGUAGACAUUUGAGCAGCAUGUCUGGAGUCAGCUGUAUGAAAAUGUUUUGUUUCGUUUCUCUGGAUUGAAAUCCAGUUUUUGUUUUUUACCAUUAAAGGAACAGUUCACUCAAAGUGGGAAACAGUCAUCAUCUCUUUGCCUUCACGCUGAUGGAAAGUCAGGUGAAGUUUCGUAGAUCACAAAACAUUUCUGGAGCUGAAAUGAACAACUGAAGUAGAUGCAGACUUGUUUUAAAACGUAAAACACAACUGGAAAACAUAUAAAAUGGCUCCAUACAGCUUGUUUUGUAUAAUCAAAGUCGAGGAUAAUCAAGUCCCAAGAUCCCAAAUUGUUUUAAAUAGAUGUUCUUUACAUCGUCGACAAACGUUUGAGCUAACGCUUUUAGCUUAACAGCUACAGUGAAGAUUAACGGCUGAAGAAAAGGUCUGAAUAACUUCUUUUUAAAUCGUUUACAUUUUGUCAUGGUGAUUCAGCCGCUGCUGUAUUAAUGUGUUAUAAUAAACAUAAUCAUUAAGAUGUCCGAACAGCAAAACUCAUUUUCAGAUGAGUCAGAAAAGGUCUGGACACCAGCUUCACCUCUGGCUGGCUGUCAGAAAUCAAUCAAACAAACACACUUUAUUUAUAUUUAUAUACCUUUCAAAUAAAUCAAAAUGCUAAUGAGAAAAAUGUGGAAUAUUAAGAAAACAGAAGUGGAUUUAGUGACAGCACUUCCAAUAAUAUUAGUAGUUAAGAUAAUAAAAGAUAAAUAAAAUGUUGAGACGAUGUCAAUAAAACAAAAUAGAAUAUAACAACAAUAAUAACGAUGGACAGUAAAAAAAACAAUACAAUAUUAUAUAGACAGAAAGAAUAAAUCGUUAUGAUAAAAACACUGAACAUUAGAAUCAGGUGGCAGCCGCCUCGUGGGACAGAGUAGUUUCCUCAGAUCUGCCUGAACGGACUCAUCAUAAGUUGCUUUGACAAGAGAGCUCCGGCUAAAUUAACAUAAUGUGAUCUAACGUAUCGUAAUACAUUUAGAUAUUACGCAUUAUAUAGAUGCUGAAUCUCAGAGCUCUUCCUCUCCUCGUGAUGUCACAGCACGAACAGCCUCCUAAAGCCGGCAGCAGGGGGGAGAAGUCAGUCAGUGAUCGAGCUGCUGCUGCAGAGCUGCUCUCUCAAUCUUCUCUCAGCAUUUUGUUUCAGACUGGAGGAACAACAAGAGAAGAAGAAGAAGAAGAAGCAGCAGCGGAGGGGGAAAUAAACUACUGGGGGACAUUACAAGAAGAAGAAUAAAUCUCCUGAAUGGCGGCAGUGAACGGGACGAGCAGCAGAAACAUGGAGAGGUCAGAUCUGAGAGGAAAGUCCAAGAGGAAGAGGAGGAGGAGGUGCAAAGGCAAAGAGCGGAGCAACAUGUUGUCGACCCUCAUCAGUCCCAUCAGGCACUGGGACACCGGAGCAUCGUCGGCCGAGGACGCAGACAAUUCAAGUACGAGCAGUUUGGAGACUCAGGAUGAAAAAAGCCCGGUGGACUGUGAUCUGCUGCGAAAGUAUCAUCCAUCAACGUUUUGCUCAAGUUUCCCCAAACUCGGGCCGAGAGCUGUGAAGAGGAAGCAGCCGCUGCUGGACGGACUCUACCAGAGCCACUUGACCUGUAAGAGGGCGUCCUGGGCCGUGACCCAGAAGAACGCUCUGGUGCAGCUGAACGAGUUACGACCCGGUCUGAGAUACGAGAUCGUGUCAAAGACCGGCCCGCUGCACGCUCCGGUGUUUUCUGUCGGCGUGGAGGUAAACGGUUUCCACUUCGAGGGCAGAGGGCCGACAAAGAAGCAGGCGAAGAUGCGGGCUGCAGAGCUGGCUCUCCGCUCCUUCAUCCAGUUCCCCAACGCCUCGCAGGCUCACGCCACCAUGUCCACCUUCACCGGCGCUCCGACAGACUUCACAGCAGACAGACUGGACCUCCCCGACACGUUCCUCGAAGAGUUUGAGCCAACGCUGCGUGAAAACUGUGACCUCUUCCACUGCAACACAGCCAGAAACGAGGUUUUCUCCAGCGUUUACAACCACAGGCGACUCGUCCGGCUCACGCUGGACUUCUCAACGAAUCCAAAAAGACGAGCGCUCGGCGCCUCACUUCUAGAGCACCUGAACCCAGUGGUGCUGCUCAACGAGCUGCGACCGGGACUCAGGUACAUGUGCCUGACGGAGAGAGUCCACGGCAGGCCGGUGAGGAGUUUUGUGAUGGUGGUUCGGGUGGAGGGGAGGGUGUUUGAAGGGUGUGGACACAGUAAGAGGCUGGCCAAGGCUCAGGCAGCAGCAGCCGCCCUGCAGGAGAUCUACAACAUCAGUCUGGGACCGGAGAGGAAGGUCGUCGGCCUCCAGGGCAGCAGGGCCAAAAAUCAGCUACCUCAGUUCUUCGCAGAGUCGAUCUUCCACCUGGUGAGAGAGAAAUACAUCCAGCUGACAGACGGUUGUUUCUCUACCUCGCACGCCCGUCACAAGGUCCUGGCGGGGAUCGUGAUGACCCGAGGAUUUGACCUCAGAUCAGCCCAGGUUGUGUCUCUGGCCACAGGGACAAAGUGUCUGGACUCGGACAGCGUGAGCGACCGCGGCGGGACGCUCAGCGACUGCCACGCCGAAGUCGUCAGCCGGAGGGCGCUGGUUCGAUUCCUGUACGCUCAGCUGGAGCUGCUGCUCAGUAAGUCAGCAGACUGCGAGGAACGAUCCAUCUUCGUACCAAAUAAAGGCGGCGGCGGCGUUUUCCGACUGCGAGACGGCGUCCUCUUCCACAUGUACGUCAGCUCGUCGCCGUGCGGAGACGCUCGACUCAACUGCCCGUACGAGACCACGGCUGCAUAUCCCAGCAGGAGGUUUCACUGUCACCUCCGGGUGAAGGUGGACGGAGGCGAGGGGACGCUGCCCGUCACGGCACGAAGAGCCAAUCAGCAAUGGGACAAACCUGUCGUCACCAUGUCCUGCACCGACAAGAUGGCGAAGUGGAGCGUUGUGGGCCUCCAGGGGGCGCUCCUGUCUCACCUGGUGGAGCCGGUGUACCUGCACAGCCUGACGGUGGGGACGCUCAGCCACACGGGUCACCUGGGCCGAGCCAUGGCACGCCGCCUCGCGCCCGUCAAGCACCUGCCCUUCCCGUACCGCCGGCAGCAGCUGCUGCUCGGCUGUCUGAGCAGCAGCGAGGUUCGACCCGCAGGAAAGGCGCCGAACGUCAGCUUGAACUGGAGCUGCGGUGACGGCGGCCUGGAGGAGAUCAACAGCUCCACAGGACGGAGGAAGGACUCGGCGACGGCGUCGCGGCUCUGCAGACGCUCCACGUUCAGCCGCUGGCUGAGGCUGCAGCAGCAGGUGAAUGGGACUGAAGCCGCCCAGGUGACGUAUUCUGCUUCCAAGAUGGCCGCCGGGCGCUACCAGAGAGCGAUGCAGCAGUUUGUCGGCGCUCUGCAGGGCGGAGGACUCGGGACGUGGCUCAGAAAACCUCCAGAACUGGGUCACUUCAACAUCAGUGUGUGUGUUGAAGACUGAAGUUUGUGUGUGUUGUUUCUUCGUGGAUAUAAAAGAUUGUGACGUGGAGGAGAAAGUUUGAAGUUUCGCCUUCAUGUUUCUUCUGUGAGGGAGAUUAACUGGAGGAAAGUGGAGACACAAACGUAACAUUAACUCAUACAGGAAAUAAAUUACAUGUAAGCAGAUUAAGUCGUCUUAAGGUGGCUAAUGCUAGCUUGUCUGUCUAGCUUUGACCUUAGCGAACCUGCUAGCUCACUGGAAGUAAGUUUAACUACACAACAUACAGAGUUAUAGUCAAAUUUAACUGAUCGUUAAAGGAACAGUUCACCCGAAAAUACAAAUGUAAGGGUUAACUACUGACCUCAUAGCCGAAGGAAAUUCAGGUGACGUUUCGUUUUGUGAAGUAGCUUUUAAAACAACAAAUGUGAAACUGCUCCGUAAAGGCUCGAAGAUCUCACAUUGAUUUGAAUCGAUGCAUGCUGACACUUUUAUUUGAGCUUUAGUGAAGAUUUUAGGCUAAUAAAGGGUGUAAAUGUCGUCUUUACAAGUCAGUUUGGGGUCUCGGGGCGUCUGGAGCCAUUUUAUGUCACGUGACCUUCGACUCAUGGGAGAUAUUGACUGGAAUUAAAGUUUUAGGUGAACUCGUCCUUUAACCAUCAAAGAAACUCAGCUUGAGCUGGAUGUGUCCACGUGGGUCACAGUGUAGCUGAAUAACACUCCACUGAUCAUUAGAAUUAAUUAAUUCAAAUUCAGUUACAACCUACUCAUAUCGUUGUAAUCAGUGAUCAACGUCGUCACAGUCUGACGAGGUCUGAAGUCGUUAUUGAUCCUCUUGAACAGAACAUAUAAACGACGUGUUUCUGUCGCUGAGGAUGACUUUGUCUCGACUCCUUGUUUACUUUCCUUAAACAUAAAUAUAACCGCUUCAUGCUGAACCCUGAUUUAUUCUCUGAACUCGACCAAAAACCUACUUUUAACCUUAAAUUUAAAAAGUGUGUGAGAAGAUUUAAAUCCCUCAUAAUGUGAUUAACAGAACUUACCUGCCGACUGUGAAGCAAACUCAGUUUUAUAGAUACGACGGAACAGAAAGACAUAUUUAUAAUUUCACUCCUACAUAGUUUGUUUUGUUUAGAUGAAUCUGUGUUGUUGUGUCAAUAAUCCGAUGUGACUGUUCACCUGUUCACCUGCUCACCUGUUGAGUUCUGAUGAGUGUUUGAGGCUCAGGAGUUGAAGCUUGCUGCCACCUGGUGGAGCUCGGCGAGCAUUACAAGAUCAUUUUACUGAAGUUUUAUUUCUUUAUCCUUCAGAUUUUACCUUUUAUCUCUCUAAACAAGUAACUACAAGUAUUCCAAAGGAUUUUAUUUUCCAUAAAAAUACAUUUACAUAUUAUUUAGUCAGUGUUGCUUUGUGAGUAUUUAAAUGAAAACCUUUCUGAGGUGAGGAAUGUAACAGAGUACUUUAACCGAGGGCGACCGGUUUGAAUGCGAUGUAAACUUUUAUUAUUAUUACGUUUGCAGAAUGGAUGUCGUCUAUAUUGGUCAUGACUAUUUUUAUCACUGGGAAUAAAUGAUCUUAUUUGUGCUAUUUCUUGUAUCCUGUUGAUUGAAAACUCCUCCAGGUGUCAAAUCUUUAUUGACUACUUGUACAGCUGACGUACACAAAGUAUAAAUACUAUUAUAUAUUAUAUUAAACUGUAACAUCACUUUAACAACCCGACAUUAAAACUUGAUAGUAACUCCAGUUGCAGACGAUCAGUGGAGGCUGGUGGAUGUUUGUCUGUGUCAAGAAUUUAGAUUUAUAACAUAAAAUAAACUGUUUAUCGUCUCGUGAGCUGAUAAUGAAACUUCCUACAUUUGUACUUUUGAAACAGAGAAGUAGAGACGAUGAUCUCCUUCUUAAGUCAAAGAAGAAGACGGGACUGUAAAGAUAACUCCUCGUCUCAACUUCCUGAAUCAACUGUUUCCUCGUCCACGUCACACUUUCAACACGAGUGACGGGAAUGAAAACAGAAACAGGACGUUGAGCUCAAAACGCUGCGAGAGGAAACAGUAAAAUCAAGCUGAUGUUGUUGACAUUCAGAUAUUUUACAUCUUCACAAACAGCUGACUGAGUGUUUUGAGCUCUGCUUUGGUCUCCACCAACCCCUGAAAUCUAAAAUAUCUGGAUGUGUAUCAGCUGUUCUGUGACCAGCAGCUUGUGCACAGCUGACUGAGUUUGAAUCCAACACGAAGCCCAAAAACCACUCGACAAAACGUUCAAACAGCACAGAAAGGUUUAUUUUGAUUUCACAAGCAGACGCUUGUUCCGUAUUACACAGAUAUAAUCCACAAAACCGCUGUCAGCCAACAGAUCUCCAUCUUUUAUAUUAUUUUUUUGUUUCUGAGAACUGAGCUGUGGUGUUCGUCGUUUCUACAUCAAACCACUUUGAUCACACACAACACUGUUUACACCAGAGAGCCACAGUUUAACAAGAAGGCUUCGAGACGGCAGAUCUGAGACGGCCGACUCUCGGUGACGAUGUGAUCCAGAAUGAGAUCAGUGCGACUGAACAUUCGGUUAAAGAACAGGCGAGUUAUGAACGUGGCUCAGUGUUGGUAGAAAAUGCAGCGAAGGAAGAUAAAACAAUACUGGAUGAACUAAAGAUCUACAGAAGCCCCGAACAGUCGUCGGUCCAACGUUUUAUUUCCUCCGAUUCUCUGUGAUAACGAGUUAAAUCUGACUUGUUUUCCAGAGUUAACGAGAGAUUUCAUCCUGAGAAAAAAGGAUUUGGGACUCAGAAAUCAGUUGCCUCACAUGUCAGGAUGCCAUGUAUGCUGACACGGCACUGCUGACGUAACAAACAUGAAGCUGUGAGUAAUAAGAAGGAACAAACUUCUCAUGGAUGAUGACAGAAAUUAAUCCUGACCUCAAGAAAUCAAGUCAAAUUUUGCUCGUUAUCACGGGAACACGGAGGAAAUGUGUCAGUUUUUAAAUGUUCUUCACACAAACAAACUGUUUCGUCAGUUAAACCAGACACGACGACUUCAAAUCAAAGGUUGAAUUAAGAGGAAAUAAAGCCACGGAUUAUUUAAAGUUAUUUCCAACAAUAUGAUUAGAAAAUUCACACCAGAAGUCAGAUGAAAAUGUAGCAUCAGGCUAAUUUAUAAUUGUUCACCGUCUCUGGUCCAAACGACAAAAUGAGCUCUGUUUGAUGUGAAUGCAAAGCCUUCUGACACACAUGAACUAAAGAAAUCAUCCAUCACGAAGCAAUAAAACUGAAUUUACACCAAAUAAAAACACGUGAGCUGCAGGAGCGAUCGUGUCAUCGAGUUAUAAAGGCUAAUAAUAAAACUGCUGCAGCUGGAAAAACACUACGCAGCCCGAAAAACCAGCCACUCUCCUCAUAUAUUACAAUUUAUAUGAUACAAAUGUUAUGGGUUUAAAGUGAGACGAGGUUUAACACUUUACAUCUGCAGCUGCCCUCACUUAUCUUUAACGUACGGAUCGGAAACUCUCACUGGGCUUAAAGUGCAGCUGUAAAGUGUUAAUACACAUAAAAACUGUGGGUGCUCACAGAAAAAUGUGCUUUUAACCCACCGAGAGGAGAAAAAUGUUCAUCAUGUCAUGUUUUUUUUUUUAGUUUGAAUGAACUCUUUUGUUUUUUUUGUUACAAACCAGCGAAACGACGCUCCACAAAUCUAAAGCUAGACUUCGAAACAAUCAUUUUGGAAAUAAACGUGUGCUUGUUCGUCGUGUUACUGCUGCAACACAAAAGUACGACGGUCGCACUACAGUCCGAACGCAUCACAACACCAACCACGGUUUUUUUUCAGACACACACACAGAUUUUGUUCUCAUAGUGAAAUCAUCAUACACACACACACACAUCACUACAGCCUCUCCCGUUCACUUGAACGCAGCUUUGGCAGAGUAUUUUUUUAGUGGCAGUGGGAAAAGCAAAGCAGGUGGCAGCGAACGCAUCACGACACUCCUCGGAGAUUUCACUAGUUUUUUGUUUUUUUGUUGUAAAGUACCGUUACAAACAUGUCACUGACAGAAUCGUCACCACAGUGUUUCAACACCAACGACUAAAGGGCACUGCGAGAAACUGAAACAGAAAAGGUUUUGUUUUGUUUUUUUACAAUCAUGUCAAGUAUCGGUGCGACAGCAGGGCCGGGCGGCCGAGGGAACGUCAGACACACAACAUUUCAAAUCUCAGUUUUUAAUUUAUGUUUUUGAAGUUGAAUGAAAUCAGAUUCGACAGCGGAUUCAUUUUAACUCCACGCAAAUCUGCUUGUUCUCAUAUUCUGAACGUCUGAGGACGCUUCUGUACCGACAGUUUUCACAGUGACGACUUUUUAAUGUACAUGUCAUUAAAAACAGGCGGACAAAUUAAGACUAAAACCUGGAGAGAAUUAGUUCAGUUGUCAUAAGUUUAAGAUCAAUAUCAUUUGAUAAAAGGAGCCACUAGAGAAUUAAUAACUGUUGGUAAAGUUAUAUAAUUUACUAAAGUGCAAAUCAGACCUUUUGCUCGACGUCAUCCCUCCUCUCUCUCCAGCUGAUCGAUCGAUUAAAGCCAUGAAAAGGCCAAAAAGGAUCAUUUACAAAGUGCACAAUUAUGGAAGUUCAUUAAAAGUUAAGACAAGCUCUCAUUUUCUUCCUCCUCGGGUUUUUCUUUUUACAAUCGAGCUGAUGUGGCGUGCUCUCAUUUUAUACUCAAUUAAAAUAAGGAGCGCCAGAAAUUAAACUCGGGAACUAAAAAGUCUGACGUUUCUGGAAAUUAAUCCGAUGACUGAUUAAAACGAACAACGCCCAGAGAGACAUUGUGUUUUUUUUUUUUUUACAGUUUUCGAUUACGAGAGCUGUGAUAUCUGAACAAAGACGACAUGCUGAGGUGGAAACAGAGCAACAAUCAACGUGUUUUACCUCCAUGAAUAGUAUGAACAGUUUUCUCCGUCUUUAUCCUGAUUUUUUUUUUUGUAAAUGUGUAAGAAUCUGCCAACAUAAUCUGAUCAGUGACCAAACCACAGUUCCAUGAUUCCUGUCCAGGUAAUCCUUCACAGUUAGAAGUGUGAGCGGCGCCUCAGUACCCGGCCCUGCUGUACAACCGUUUCAACAGGUGUUGCUCUUUACAGAUCAAAGAUUUCAUUUUUUUGCGACGCACAGAAACUCUGAAAUCGCCGUUUCCUCCCUACAGACGAGAGCGACGACUGUCUACACAUUUUAUCAGCCUCGAUCAACAAAACUGUCAACCAGGCAGGGAGUCGACUUCUUUUUGUCUACUGGACACACAGUGGCUGGUUCGUGGCUUUAUGGAAGCAGAAACACAGUCAUAUCCAGACGGCGACACUGUGAGCAGAGUGACCGAUCACAGCAAAGAUCACGUGGGAGGUCGAACGGGAGAAAAACCUACGACACUGGAGACGCUUCGGUCCACACAGAACAACAGAAUCUGUUCUAACAAAGCACCGCUGCCAGCACUGGAGAUGAUUCACUCUUUUUUUUUUUUUUUGACACAGUAGAGAGAGCAGCUAGUUUCAGUUCCUUAAUCAACCACUGUGAUUUUUUUUUUUUUUU